AUGGAACAAGAUGUUAUAAAUUUGAAAAACCAUACUACUCAAUAUAAAGUACUGAAAGAUGAAGAAAUAAAACAAAAAGCCCUGAAGACAUAUAUGGAUAGCGAUGAGUAUAAAAAAGAAGUUGAAGCAAAUGUAAAGGCAGAAAAACUUUUACAGUUGCAAAACCAAACCGUACAGUAUGAAAACUUAGCACAAGAAAGUAAAAAUAACGACGCAGCCAUGCAAAAGGCAAUGAAAAGCGCAGAAUAUAUAAAAGCUAAUAAUGACUGGUUAGAUGCCCAAGCCAACGCUAAAGCAGCCCAACUUAUAGGGUCAAUAAGGACAAAAAUACAAGCGGAUGAAGACAGUUCAAAUGAAGCUUUAAUGAAUGCUGACUUUAAGAACGCCUUCGAAGCUCUUCAUAGUAAGGUGAAACUAGUGAACGACUUCUCAUCUGGAAAGAAACUGAAGUCUGAAGGUUUCGACAAAGAGUUAAGAGAAGUAGCACAAAAUAUGACGAAAAUAACAGAUGCAGCAACGAGACAGGCAGUUCAAAGUGCCUAUGACGCCGUUAGAGCAACUGUUGUGGAAAGUCAAGAAAAAGAGUUACAACAGACCAAAACAGACCUAGUAAAUGCUUUCUUAAAAACGAAAAGUCAGGUAGGACAUUAUGCUGCAGAUGGAACAUAUGUGCCAGCUGGUGGAACUUAUAUACCAGCUGGUGGAACUUAUAUACUAGCUAGUGGAACUUAUAUACCACCAAACCCUCCAAGAGAAGCACCUGCACCAGGACUACCUAAAACAUUUACAUCGUCACAUGGACACAGACACAGGCAUGCACCAAAACCAACACAACAACCAACACAACAACCAACAGUUCAAAACACUGCACCACAACCAACAGUUCAAAACACUGCACCACAACCAACAGUUCAAAACACUGCACAGCAACAACCACAAACAGAGCAAGGACAUAAAAGAAGUAGAGAACAAGGAAACCAAGAAUUCUUAAAAAUGCUUAAGGAAGACUAUGGUUACCCAGAUACUCUUGACUUUAGUGACAGAUAUAAAGAAGCUAUUAGAAAGUUCAAGGAAGGAAAUACUGACCCGAACCUAUUUAGCUUUAUGGUUCAGCACCAAAUGGGAUAUAAUUUCAAACCUGGAAAAUACAAGCUCGCUAAGGGAUAUAAUUUAAUAGCAUAUCAUCCAAAUGACAUGACUGAAUUUACUCCGAGAUAUUUGGUGUCAGAGCUAAAUGAUAAUUCAACUCUCUUCAUGAAACGCGUAAAAAAUAGAGACGGAACGAAAGAAGAAAGGUUUAUGAGUCCGGAUGACUUAGAUAGGGAACUUGUUAAAAACGGUCUCGGAAUAUAUGAAAUGCCAGCAGAUGAGGUACAAGAAACUCCACAGGAAGAAGUUCAGAUACAACCAGACAUGGAAGAAAUAGUUCAGCAACAACAGCUAGAAGAGCCUGAAGGAAACAAACAAGUCCCUCCUUUGGAAACUAACUUCACAGAACUAGAUGAAGAUUUGGAACAGCCGAAAAAUCUUGACCCUCAACAAGA
This is a messenger RNA of Trichomonas vaginalis G3, 1544 nucleotides long. Its product is annotated as protein of unknown function, DUF4106 family. The record is from RefSeq and is a predicted model, not a curated record. The transcript has a single exon. NCBI's taxonomy places the organism in Eukaryota, Parabasalia, Trichomonadida, Trichomonadidae. The annotation marks the transcript as partial.